Messenger RNA from Nanorana parkeri, 512 nucleotides. It is a transcript of the gene NDUFS5, whose product is annotated as NADH:ubiquinone oxidoreductase subunit S5. NCBI's taxonomy places the organism in Eukaryota, Metazoa, Chordata, Amphibia, Anura, Dicroglossidae. The transcript is spliced from 3 exons. Gene Ontology annotation, biological process: mitochondrial respiratory chain complex I assembly. Bases 101 to 415 code for a protein of 104 amino acids. The record is from RefSeq and is a predicted model, not a curated record.
AUGACAGGCGCUUUACGGCUUUUUGCGUCGUGAACUCUCUGGAGUAGAGGACGUUCGGAGCUGCUGAGGUGUGCCAGUUACUAGUUUGACCUCAAGCGUCAUGCCAUUUAUUGAUCUUCAGAGCAAACUCGGCAUUGAUGUAGACAAAUGGUUGCUUCUGCAGAGUGGAAAGCAAGCUGAUCACAAUGCUGGACGUUGCCACGCAUUUGAGAAAGAAUGGGUGGAGUGCGCCCAUGGCAUUGGACAAGUCCGAGCAGAAAAGGAGUGCAAGUUGGAAUAUGAGGACUUUCUGGAGUGUAUGCACAGAACCAAAACACUGGAGCGUUUGAAGACCAUCAGGAAUCAGAUGAAGAAACUAGAGAAGGAAGGGAAAUACAAAGCUCCGGAUUUCAGUAAAGAUGAAAACACACCUUAAUGAUAUGAAACUGAAGCUGUUUUGUUUUAUUUGUUUUUGUGUCUAAACUAUUGAAUGCAGCCAAACUCCUUGCUGUAUAUUAAAAUGCUUCAUUCAA